GCAGUCUUUCGAAAAUUGGGCUACUAUUAAGUGUAUUGCUCAGGCUUUUCAUGGGUUUUUAAUGUUCUACCGUCAUUUAACACCUUAUAUUUUCGUCUGCGUCGAAAUUUCAAAGCUGUUUCUAUUUUGAGUGCGUUUUCUAAGAAAUCUGGUAUAUCAGGGGCAUUACGUCUAGCAGAUUUUUGGAUUUCAUAAGGUUUGUAUACAGACAUGAGUUGCAUUCCAGCCAUGAGCUUGCGGUUUUGAGAGUUUUAUAACUUCAAUUUGCUUGUUGAUCGAUAAAAUGUUAAUAUUUUCCUCAUAACGGCAGGUCAUUACCUGCCGUUCACUUUUAGUAAAUUUAGCGUUUGUACCUAGUAUUCUAUAAUUAUAAUCUCGUAUGUUGGUAGAUUGAUUGAUGUUUUUGGUGCUGAUGUUUUGAAGGACGGUGAAAGCCUCAAUCACAGCUGAAGUCUUAAAACUAUCUUUCACGAGGACACCACAAGAUUUCACGAGCCUAGAACAAAUUAGUCAGAUGACUAUCGACUUUCCCACUGAACCAUUAACCAGUAGAAUUCACUACUUCAGUACGUGAUUGGAGCUUCAUCUGCCGACUCUUGCCACGGCUAACACAGGCCAUCAAACUUAUUUUUUCCAAACUGGAAAUUAAACGAGCGAUUUAUUAUAUACCGCCUAAGUCUCAUGUGUUUUGAGUUCAGUUGUUAUUUUCCGUUUUCUAUGUAAGUUUGUGUAAUAUCAUCUAUAAGCACUUUUUCUCUAUGAAUUUAUUGAACACUAUCGUUUAUAUUCCAGUCCUCUUAGCAUUCUGUCGUGAUAUCAUUGUAUCUGAUCAAAAGGAAGUGAUUGUUUCGUUUUUCUCCUUGAUUGACGAUGUUGGAGGUGAGUUGUCUGCAUAAAAUUAAGCUUCAAAAUCCUUAGUGUGCAGCACCCGGAGUUGAGGAUGCUAACGUAUGGGGUCUCAUAAGUUUAAAGAAAGGUGAUAAAAAAACCCAAAGGAAAAUUCUGAAUGAGUUCCACAGGCGCAACAAAGUGUUGAAUGAAACUGAUGAGAUUCAGGAUGCAAGACAAGCCAGAAGAAUAGCUUUCAGAGGAAUUAAACGUCAGCUUAAUCUGUGGAAAGGCCCAGUACAUAAAAAUCGUCUUGCAGAACAAAUCGUUUUUCCAAUAAAUGACAGAGAAAUCGUUAUGUCAGCCUCCCAAGAGGCUGCAAAAAUGAAAGAGCAAGUUUAUGUCAAGGAUACUAUAAAAGAUUCGACAAAUUUACAGGGGAAAUUAUAUAGUGCACUGUAUAGAGAUAUGGACACAAGUACACCUCAGGAAGAAAUUCCAGAAAAGGCAGCGAAGAUAGUUUCCAAGAUGCUACUGGAAAAAAUCGCUAUGCGUGACAGAGAACGUUUCUUACUUGCUCGAGCUGCUGCUCGUAACAAGCGUCAAAAUAAAAUCAAAAGCAAACGAUUUCAUCGUCAUUUGAAGGCACGUACUAUGAAGGAAUAUGAAAAAGAAACGGAGUCAUUACGGAUCAAUAAUCCUCGAAAAUUUGCUGAACGUCUUAUCAGUGCCGAAUUAAGUAGAGUCAAAGAAAGAGCCAGUCUGAAACAUAGAGGUGGUAGCAAGUUUGCAAAAUUACAGAAGUUGAGAGCAAAGUAUGACUCUGAGGCUAGAGCAGCUGUAGCAGACAUGCACGAGUUAUCUAGGGAGACCACAAGAAGGACUGAUCCCGACCUUCUAUCUGAUACUGAUGAAUCUGAUGUAUCUUUAUCAUCUGAAUCUGAGGGGGAAUCAGAAGGGUCUGAUUUUAAUUUAGACGAUGAUGCCGACGAGGAAGUUAAUGGAGUUACUCAAACCCUCGGCUGGUGGAAAAAGAGCUCAACCAAGAACAAAUCGAACAACGAACAUCAGACAACUGUUGGAGCUGUGCUUUCCACUCAGGCAGCUGAAGAAGUACUAGAAAAAUAUGAAGUCAAUCAGAUGAUUUUAAGUGAACCAGUAGUGUGCAAUACUAUUGUGGCUGCAGAACCAGAUGUAGUUGAUCCCAAUUCAGAGGGGUUUUUCCAUGCACUUCAAGAAAGCUUUGCAAAUGAUCCUGCAUUACAACAGAAGUUUUCCGCAGAGAAAUCUGAAACUGUGAAAGAUGAAGCACCUCAAGAUAUUGAUACAUUUCUGCCUGGAUGGAAUUCCUGGACAGGUCCAGGAACUGAAAAGGCUGAUGAAAGAAAGCGGAGAUCCAGAAUUAUACCUGCUCCUAGAGUAAAACGUGAAGAUGACAAAAAACCUCACGUAAUCAUCAAACGGCGUGUAAACCAAGAUUUCAAGCAACACUUGGUAUGUCAUAUAUAUAUAUUCAUGAAUGUAUUUGUUUUUUUGCAACCGUCCGUUAAUUUUUUCCACUUCAAUCUUUGCUAGGUAAAAACUAUUCCGUUCCCAUACAACACACCAGAACAAUUUGAAGCUUUUAUCUCUCAGCCUAUUUGUAGAGAAUGGACAACAGAACUUACACAUCGUGAACUAACAAGGCCCAAAGUUACAGUUCAGUCAGGUCGUAUUAUCAGACCAAUAUCAAAGUCUGCAGCCUUACUACGUGAUAAAGAUAUAGAGCGUUUUGUUAAACAAAACAAAAACUCUUAGUAUCCUGUACAUUACUUAUCUUUUUAUGAGUUAUCAAUGUCUACAUUGUAAUAUGAAAUAUAACAUUCGUAGAUUGUUCA
This is a messenger RNA of Schistosoma margrebowiei, 2705 nucleotides long. The record is from the annotation of a GenBank genome assembly. NCBI's taxonomy places the organism in Eukaryota, Metazoa, Platyhelminthes, Trematoda, Strigeidida, Schistosomatidae.